Messenger RNA from Melanotaenia boesemani (Boeseman's rainbowfish), 3215 nucleotides. It is a transcript of the gene ascc2, whose product is annotated as activating signal cointegrator 1 complex subunit 2. Gene Ontology annotation, biological process: regulation of DNA-templated transcription. The record is from RefSeq and is a predicted model, not a curated record. Bases 158 to 2458 code for a protein of 766 amino acids. NCBI's taxonomy places the organism in Eukaryota, Metazoa, Chordata, Actinopteri, Atheriniformes, Melanotaeniidae. The transcript has 19 exons. Gene Ontology annotation, molecular function: ubiquitin binding.
CGCUAAAGAAAAACAAACUAUGGCUACGACACUUCCUGUUUGACACAGGUGAAGAAAACGUAUGGAAAGAGAAACUGUCGUUAACUGUCAGCUCCGAUGGGAUGGCUUGAACUAAUUCCAGUGUCAUAUUAAGACGUCGAAUAGAGUGGGAGCAGCCAUGGCCUGUGCUCGCGUGCCCCUGGAUGAGCAGCAGGUGACCGAGCCUGGCCCGUAUGGAAAAGAGCACACACUUCCUGCACUGCACCCAGACAGGAUAGAGGAGCGCUGCUUUGUGCCUUACAAGCCUCCUCCAGAGGACGGUUCUCCUGCUGCAGUGGAGGAAUUUUUGGAAUAUGCCAAAUUCAUCACAGAGGAUCUAGAGUGGCUCCUCGCGCUGCCCCACGACAGAUUCUGGUGUCAGGUGGUGUUUGACGAGUCCCUGCAGAAGUGCUUAGACUCAUACCUGCACCAGGCUCCACGGAGCCUCGACCUCGCCGCUCUUCCACCCUCCCCAGCAGUUGCUGACAUGCAGCGUGCCGUCCACAAGGCGGUCUUCUUGACCUUCCUCAGGAUGGCCACACAUAAAGAAUCUAAGGAUAACUUCUUCACUCCUGCUGUGUUUGGAGAAAUUAUCUACGACAACUUCCUGUUCGACAUUCCUAAAAUUUUGGAUCUGUGUGUGCUCUUUGGAAGAGGCAACGGCCAACUGCUGCAUAAAAUGAUUGAGAACAUAUUUAGCCAGCAGCCAUCCUACUACAACGACCUGGAUGAGACAGUACCCACUGUGUUACAGGUCUUUGACACAAUCCUGGAGAAGUUUGGUCUUCAGUGUGAAGAAGCCACCGCCAUGGAGCCAAUGAAGCUGAACGCUCACAGACAGCCCACUGCCAUGAGCAUGAGCCAGCAGGAACUAGCAGAUUUAAUUUUGUAUCUGUGUGACUCAAUCACCACCAUCCAUGCCUUCCUGGACAUCUUCCCUGCAGCUUGCUCCAGCUUCCAUUCCCACGGCUUCCUCAGCAGGCUGACCUCGUUUUAUGAGACCGCCGUGCCUGACCUGGAGAAGGCAGUAAGGAAGAGGAACUUUGAUGAUAAAAACCUGCAGGAGGACUUGUGGAAGAGGCUGAGCCACUCCUGUCGUAAGAUGGUGGAGACGGCUCACCUGCUGCUGCAGCACACCUGUCUGCAGCCAAUCCUGGAGGGGAAAGAAAACAUGCAGACAUUUGCAGAGGAGCUGCUGCAGUAUUUCACAACAUUUUUACCAGAGAAAAGGUUCUUAGCAGACUAUGAUGAGCAGUUUCCCAUCGCAGACGACAUCAGCCUCCUACAACAAGCCCUGCCCAUCAUUGAUGAGACAAGGACGUCAUACUUGCUCCAGGGGGUGGAAAGUGCCUGGGACAGCUUGGGCCGGCGGAAACCACAGAGCCAGAUUCACAAUGAUGCCUCCUCGUCUUUUUUAGCCACUCAGGGAGCAAUGAGUGCCGCCGCCGCAGCUGAGUUUAAACCUGAGUUAGUCAGAGAACCAGGAGGAGGAAGAGAGAACCAGAGGGGUGAAGAGGCCAUGUUAGAUCAUUCCAGAAAACGAAACAAUGUGUGUCCGGUGAGUGGGGCGGAGCUGGAAUCUCUCCUGUCCUGUAUCAGGGACCUGCUGCCGGAUUUAGGCGAAGGCUUUCUGCUGGCAUGCCUAGAGGAGUACGACUACAACUCUGAGCUGGUCAUCAACAACAUCCUGGAGGACCGGUUAGCCCCCAGCCUGGAGAAACUGGACCGAGCCAUGCCAAGGCCGGUGAAGGAGGAGCUUCCAGCUGUCCUGAACAACAGAUCCAACGUGUUUGAUGAUGACGAGUUUGACAUCUUCCGCAGGGACCAAGUGGACAUGUCCCGCAUCUGGAAGGGCAGGAGCAGGAAAGGCGAGAGCGUUCGAGAGAUGCUGAACGACAAGCAGCACAUCGCGGAGCAGAAAGCUCGGUAUCACGCUUACGAGACAGUGGUGGAUGAGGUUGUGAUUGAACCUGGAGAAUCUGCUGCAGCGUAUGGCCUGGAUGAUUACGAUGACGAGUAUGACGACACCUACGACAUGAACCAAGUGGGAGCCAACGACCUGGACGGAGACACUUUGCUCAACAGAAGGCCUUUUACAGUCCCACAGGUACUCAGAAAAGGAACCAAAGCACAGGAUGAGGAAGAAGAGGGUGAGGAAGAAGAAGAGGCUCUACAGAACAACGUAAACAGGGACCAGUUCGUUCAGGAUCCGGCUCUGCUGAGGGAGAGGGCUGAGGCCAAGAGAGCUGCCAUGCAGCAGAGGAAAGGCUUCCGACCGGAGCGUUCCAGUAAUGUGGUAGGCCGACCAAAAGGCCAAGGACAAACCCUGGAGACAUUUCUGGACCGACGCAAAAAGGAGAGCAACAAGAGCCAUGUAGCCAACCACAACCGGCGUACCAUGGCCGACCGCAAGAGGAACAAAGGCAUGAUCCCCUCCUGACCUGAGCGACAGGCCUUUGGUUGAACCAAACAUCCUGAUUAGUAAAAGGGGGUCAGCAGAGAGGUGAAUGGUGUGUGAGGGCUCUGGUGUGAUGGUGGCGACUCUUGAACUCACGUAAGCUCUGACGUAGUCGUGGAAGGUUUUCAGUUGUUGCUUUAGUGUUUUAUUUUUUCCCUCAAACUGUUUUUUGCUAUUUUGGCUUUGUGUGAUCAGAAAUUGCCAAGUUUUCAGGGCUUGGGGCCUAAAUGGUUUUUCUUUAACAGCAAAACACCAAAGUUGUGACUGUGAGCCAACGAACGACGACAAAGAAUGAGACCUUUUCGUUUGCCAAGUAACAAAUCUUGUUUAUUUAGAUCCAGAGUUAUUGAAUUAAGCUUCAUUUGACAUCAAUGAAUAAAACUACAUAGGAAUAAAAGGAAGUGACAUCCAGGGUAUUGAAGAGACUGCAGGUCCCUCUUCUGCUGGAAGAACAAUCAGUGACUAGAUGAUUGGUUCUGGACAUCAGCAGCAGACAGCUCUGCUCCUAUGGUCAGAAAGCUGCUGGCAUGUAACGUUUAAGUGCAUGCGCCACUGUCCAGCUUUCACAGAAACAAAUGGAUUCUGCUCUUUGACAUCGCAGUUCUGAUGCUGUUUGUGUUUGGAAGCACAUGCUGUAACGAGGGCGACACGUCGCCAUGCUCAGACUAUUUUCUAUGAAGAGAACAGAUGGAUCGGAGCGUUUACUAACAAAAAAGAUAAUAAAAGCAUAUGUAAUUAC